GGCAUGGCAGGAAAGUGUCUCCCUGAAGGAGCUGCAGCGCAGGGGCGUCUGCUUGCUGAAACUCCAAGCUGCCAGCCAGAGGACUGGCCUCUACGGACGGCUGCUCGUGACCUUUCAGCCUAGAAAGUGCGAUUCAGACGCCGAGCUGCCCUAUAACAGCUUCGGGCCUGGGGACAUCGUGGGCCUUUACGACUCCGCUGGCCAGGCUGAUCCGCUCUCCACCGGCAUCGUCACACGCGUCACCUCCAGAGCAGUGACCGUUGCCUUUGAGGAGUCCCAGGGCGACGUGCUGAGCUUGGACCGGGAGGGCUCCUACCGCCUGCUCAAACUGGCCAACGACGUCACCUACCGCAGGCUGACAAAAGCUUUGACUGCACUAAAGCAGUAUCACGGUGGCCCAGCCUCUGAUCUGAUCGACGUCCUCUUCUUUUCUUCUGAGCCCAGCGCAUUCAGUGAAACAAAGCCUCCAAAGCUUUACAACGACUCACUGGAUGCAUCGCAGAGGGAGGCCGUCUCCUUCUCGCUGGCGCAGAGGGAGCUUGCCAUCGUCCAUGGGCCACCGGGCACAGGGAAGACCACCACGCUGGUAGAGAUCAUCUUGCAAGCUGUACAGCAGGGCCUGAAAGUCCUCUGUUGUGCACCGUCCAACGUGGCCGUGGAUAACCUGGUGGAAAGGCUGGCCGGCUACAGAGCCCCCAUCCUGCGGCUUGGGCACCCUGCUCGCCUGCUGGAGCCCAUCCAGCAGCAUUCCCUGGACGCAGUCUUGGCCCAUGGCGACAACGCCCAGAUAGUGGCGGAUAUCAGGAAGGACAUCGACCAGGCCUUUGCAAAAACCAAAAAGGCUCAAGACAAGGGAGAGCGCAGCCAUUUUCUCGGUGAGAUUAAGGCACUGAGAAAGGAGCUGAAGGAACGAGAAGAAACUGCCAUGGCAGCAGCCCUGACCCGUGCCAGUGUUGUCCUCGCCACGAAUACAGGCGCUUCCUCCGAUGGCCCACUGAAGCUGCUUCCCGAAAACCACUUUGAUCUCGUGGUGAUAGACGAGUGUGCUCAGGCCCUGGAAGCCAGUUGCUGGAUACCUCUGCUGAAGGCUCCGAAGUGCAUCCUGGCCGGGGAUCACAAGCAGCUUCCCCCCACCAUCAUCUCUCACAAGGCUGCUGCCAAGGGCCUUGCACUCAGCUUGAUGGAGCGUCUCGUCGAGAGGUACGGGGAGAAGACUGUGAAGAUGCUGACGGUGCAGUACCGGAUGCACGAGGCCAUCAUGCAGUGGGCUUCCUCGGAGCUGUACGGCGGCCGGCUCACUGCUCACCCGUCGGUAGCCCAGCGUUUGCUCAGGGACCUGCCGGGCGUCGCCUCUACAGAAGAGACCGCCAUUCCCUUACUGCUCAUCGACACUGCUGGCUGCGGCCUGUUUGAGCUGGAGGUGGAGGAUGAACAGUCUAAGGGGAAUCCAGGGGAGGUGCAGCUGGCCGGGUUGCACAUCCAAGCCUUGGUGGAAGCUGGUGUGAAGGCAAGAGACAUCGCUGUUGUAGCCCCCUACAACCUCCAGGUGGACAUGCUAAGGGAGCACCUUUGCCACAGGUACCCAGAGCUAGAGAUUAAAUCAGUUGAUGGUUUCCAAGGAAGAGAGAAAGAGGCAGUGAUCCUGUCGUUUGUGAGAUCCAACAGGAAAGGUGAGGUGGGCUUCCUGGCGGAGGAGCGGCGGA
Molecule: messenger RNA, 1703 nt
Organism: Leptosomus discolor (cuckoo roller)
Lineage: Eukaryota; Metazoa; Chordata; Aves; Leptosomiformes; Leptosomidae
Source: RefSeq, a predicted model, not a curated record